UUACCCGUCGAGAUCGGCGGCCUGAGCGAACUUCGAAGCCUCGCGCUCGACGGCAACGAGCUCACCGGCGUCCCGUCCUCCAUCGGCAAUCUCACGAAGCUCGAGGAGUUGUACCUGUCCAACAACAACCUGCGGUCGGUCCCGCCCGAGAUCGGUAACUGCGUGAACCUCGUCACGCUGUGGCUGAACAACAACGAGCUCACGUCCGUGCCCGCGGAGCUCGGGAACUUGCUCGCGUUGGAGAUGCUCGACGUCAGCGAGAACGACCUCACGACGCUGCCCGCGGAGAUUGGCGACCUGGAGCUUCUCGAACAGCUGGACAUCUACGGCAACUCGGAGAAGAUGCGGCUGCCCGCGUCGCUG
Molecule: messenger RNA, 363 nt
Organism: Micromonas pusilla CCMP1545
Lineage: Eukaryota; Viridiplantae; Chlorophyta; Mamiellophyceae; Mamiellales; Mamiellaceae
Exons: 1
Molecular function (GO): protein binding
Source: RefSeq, a predicted model, not a curated record